Molecule: messenger RNA, 1651 nt
Organism: Xenopus tropicalis (tropical clawed frog)
Lineage: Eukaryota; Metazoa; Chordata; Amphibia; Anura; Pipidae
Gene: tuba1l
Product: tubulin alpha 1 like
Biological process (GO): microtubule-based process
Cellular component (GO): microtubule; cytoskeleton
Molecular function (GO): GTP binding; structural constituent of cytoskeleton
Source: RefSeq, a predicted model, not a curated record
AUGUCCGUGGCCCCAUUCUAUUGUCCCGGGGCCAUUCCUACACUGGGCAGCUCCCUGCAAAGUCAUUUCUCUAUAUCGGACACCAGUUGCUCUGCGAUGGCGUCGGUCUCAUCCCACAGGGAGGUAAUUUCAGUCCACGUGGGGCAGGCGGGGGUGCAGAUUGGCAAUGCAUGCUGGGAGCUGUACUGCCUGGAACACGGGAUCCUGCCAGACGGGCGACUGCUCAGCGACAUGUUCAGCGAAGAGGAUGAAUCUUUCAGCACUUUCUUCAAUGAGACGAGUGGGGGUAAAUACGUACCCCAUGCCGUGUUUGUGGAUCUGGAACCAACUGUCAUAGAUGAGGUCCGGAAAGGAUCCUACCGGAAGCUUUUCCACCCUGAGCAACUCAUCUCAGGCAAGGAAGAUGCUGCCAAUAACUACGCCCGCGGCCAUUACACCAUCGGCAAGGAGAUCAUUGACUCGGUGCUGGAGAGAAUCCGCAAAAUGGCGGAUCAAUGCAAUGCACUCCAGGGCUUCCUCAUCUUCCACAGCUUCGGGGGGGGCACUGGUUCUGGUUUCUCUUCCCUGCUGAUGGAACGUCUCUCUGUUGAAUACGGAAGAAAGUCCAAGCUGCAGUUCUCCAUCUAUCCAGCUCCUAAAAUGUCCACUGCUGUGGUGGAACCCUACAACUCCAUCCUCACCACCCACACCACCCUGGAGCAUUCCGACUGCGCUUUCCUGGUGGACAACGAAGCCAUUUAUGACAUCUGUCAACGGAACCUUGAUAUUGAAUGCCCAACUCACACCAACCUGAACCGCUUGAUUGCCCAGAUUGUGUCCUCUAUCACAGCCUCCCUCAGAUUUGAUGGGGCUCUGAAUGUGGACCUGGCAGAAUUCCAAACCAACUUGGUGCCAUUCCCUCGCAUCCAUUUCCCUGUGGUUUCCUAUGCUCCCUUUAUCUCUGCUGAGAGAGCUUACCAUGAGAAGCUCUCCAUAGCUGAGAUAACCAGUGCUUGCUUUGAGCCAGCCAAUCAGAUGGUGAAAUGUAACCCACGAAAUGGUAAAUACAUGGCUUGCUGUAUGCUGUACCGAGGUGAUGUAGUGCCCAAAGAUGUCAAUGUUGCCAUUGCUAGCAUCAAAUCAAAGCGUACCAUCCAGUUUGUGGACUGGUGCCCAACUGGUUUCAAGGUUGGUAUCAACUACCAGCCCCCAACUGUGGUUCCAGGAGGAGACCAAGCCCAGAUGCAGCGAGCUGUGUGCAUGUUGAGCAACACCACCGCCAUUGCUGAGGCCUGGGCUCACCUGGAUCACAAGUUUGACCUUAUGUAUGCCAAGCGUGCCUUUGUGCACUGGUAUGUAGGGGAGGGAAUGGAGGAAGGGGAGUUCUCUGAGGCCCGCGAGGAUAUGGCCGCCCUGGAGAAGGAUUAUGAGGAGAUAGCUUGUGAUUAUGUGGAGGAGGAGGAGGAUGGGGAAGAAGUCUAAUUCAUUAAAUCAGAAUAUUAUUACAAAUAAUACUAUUGAGACCCUUGAUGGCCUCCUUACUAAGCACCAAUAUAAUAAAGAGUAACCGUGUGUAUCGCUCUUAUUGUCUUCAGAAAAACAGGGUCAAAUAAGAUGAACAGUCUGACACCAGAAAAAAGAUUUAUUGAAAAAUAAAGUUCUUCCUAAAUUU